AUGGCUGACAAGGAAAGUCCACAACUCUCACAGGAUGACCUCCUGGCUCAAAUCACCGAGCUUCAGGCAGAAGUACGAAGAAUAGCUGAGCUGUCGACGCAGAACAAUGGAGAAAGCUCCAAAAACUCAGCUCAAGGUUCUAUAGACCCUUUAAACAUCGCCCCGUCAAAGGAAAAGCUCACCCUCGACAACCCCUUCUCCGAGGAGAUCACAAAUUAUCAGAUGCCAAAAAACUUUACUCUCCCCACCGCAUUGGAGCCAUACAAAGGGUUCGGCGACCCCCGAGCCCACGUAAAGAAGUUCCAAUCAAUGAUGUUUUUCAACGGCCCUAAAAAUGAGCCCGUCCUCUGCCGAGCAUUCCCUACCUACCUCAACGGUGCUGCAUUACUCUGGUUCUCUAAACUUCCCGAAGGCUCAAUCUCCUCCUUUGAAGAUCUCGCCAGAUCGUUCAUUGAUUACUUUGCUGCAUCAAGAAUCUACGUACAUGGAUCGGACUACCUCGGCACCAUUAAGCAAGGUCAGCAUGAGACCCUGAAGGACUACAUGACCAGAUUCGCUGACGCAACUAUGGAGAUCCAGGAUUUAGACCCGGCCGUUCACCUGCACGCCCUCAAGGCCGGCCUCAGGUCCGGCAAAUUCCGGGAGACCAUUGCCAUAACAAAGCCAAAGACGCUAGAAAAAUUCCGAGAAAGGGCGGCAGGUCAAAUGGAGAUCGAAGAACUCCGAGAAGCCCAGAAAUCGGACAAACAACCUCAUCGGAGAGAUGAAAAAAGAACUUUCAGAUCCCCAGGUAGCAGAGACAUUAAGAAGACUUCCAAGCCCGCAUCAAAAUACAAUACGUACACUAGAUUCAAUACCAGAAGAGAAAACAUCAUCAGAGAAAUUCUCAACGCCAAAAUCAUAAAGCCACCAGUGCGAGUAGGAAAUUACCAGGAUCAAAGGUUUGCAGAUAGGACAAAGCAUUGUGCUUUCCAUCGAAAGUUCGGUCACACCACGGACGACUGCAUAGUCGCGAAGGACCUCCUGGAAAGGCUGGCACGCCAAGGGCUCUUGGACAAAUAUAUCGAGAAUCGGAGAGGCCAAGGAGGAAACUCGGAUAGGGGAGAGAACAAACAGGCAACGAUGGACAACAACAAAAAAGAACGGACAACCCCUGAUCCACCAAGGGGAAUCAUUAGCCACAUAUCAGGAGGAUUCGCAGGCGACGGAGAAACAAGCUCAGCCAGGAAGCGAAGCUACAGAAUGAUGCUAGCAAUCGAAGGAACCAUACAGCCGAAGAAGGACAAAGAACCUGGCGUCACCAUAUCCUUCAACCAAGCAGAUUUCAGAUCGGCAAGCCCUAACCUCGACGACCCGGUGGUAAUUACUAUCCAGGUCGGAGACCUGUUGGUAAGAUAA
Molecule: messenger RNA, 1398 nt
Organism: Arachis duranensis
Lineage: Eukaryota; Viridiplantae; Streptophyta; Magnoliopsida; Fabales; Fabaceae
Exons: 1
Coding region: 1-1398 (465 amino acids)
Source: RefSeq, a predicted model, not a curated record